CCACAGGACUCGACCCAGGCCCAGGCGCCCCGCGUCGGUUCGGGCCUGCUCCAUCUCUGUCCUCAAACGGCCUCCAUGCGGGUCCGCUGUGUCAUUGAUUGCAUCCACCAGUUGACUGCACCGAUCGCACCAACCGAUCGAAUCUGCCGGUCGUGCCAGUUGAUCCCGUCUGCCGAUCGCCCGGCUCUCUUCGCAUCCUGCUGCAACAAUCAAACGUGAGUUCGAUCAUGGCCGAGAAACGGAAGCCCGAUGAACCUGCUCUGUCGGAGCCCAAGACCCGUCGCUCUGCCUCGUCUAAGGCGACUCUCCUCAAGGCAACGGUGCAUCCCGAGUUUUUUUACAUGAAGAUCAAGCUUACCUUCGAAGACUCGCACAAACUUGAUGAACUGUAUUUCAAAAACACCAUCUUCGAGGCCCUGCGAUCGGCAUUCGGUCUUGUUGGUGCUGGCCACCAGGUCGACUUGCUGUCCUUUGACGAACAAACCCAGUCGGGCUUGCUCCGAGUCCCGUAUGAAUCCUCAAAGACUGUGCGAACGGCUCUGUCGCUCUUUCGGACUGUCGACGAGCGGAGGCUGGGCAAGUUCGAUGUGCUUGAUGGCUCGGCGCAUCUCGCAAGUCUUGCGGCUUCCAGUCGGGACUGGGACCCUCAGCCAUAGCCAUGCAAGACUUUACCCUUUCUCUCGACAACAAUUAGGAAAGACUGAGGUAUCCACUCUACCCAUACGAAUCUCUCAAGCCGACAUUGGGACAGCGCGGUGUCUGAGAUUUAGCACCGGGACGCUCAAAGCGGGCCGGUCUAUCU
This is a messenger RNA of Polychytrium aggregatum, 802 nucleotides long. RefSeq lists its product as uncharacterized. The record is from RefSeq and is a predicted model, not a curated record. Bases 228 to 656 code for a protein of 142 amino acids. The transcript has 3 exons. NCBI's taxonomy places the organism in Eukaryota, Fungi, Chytridiomycota, Chytridiomycetes, Polychytriales.